Phymastichus coffea is the source of this 1687-nucleotide messenger RNA. RefSeq lists its product as uncharacterized. Gene Ontology annotation, cellular component: plasma membrane. Bases 335 to 1120 code for a protein of 261 amino acids. NCBI's taxonomy places the organism in Eukaryota, Metazoa, Arthropoda, Insecta, Hymenoptera, Eulophidae. The transcript is spliced from 5 exons. Gene Ontology annotation, molecular function: olfactory receptor activity; odorant binding. The record is from RefSeq and is a predicted model, not a curated record. Gene Ontology annotation, biological process: detection of chemical stimulus involved in sensory perception of smell; sensory perception of smell.
CAAAUGCCAGCUAUUCCACUAGGAUGUUUGCUGUGUUCCGUAUUAUAAUAGUAAUCAUGAUUUUCUUGUGUUGCAUCAUAUCUCUGUUUACUGUAAUCUAUCUUUAUUGGGGUAACUUAGCUGUAUUGACGGAGAAUGGACUGUUCUCUCUGGGCUAUUCGGGGGCUGUGAUGAAAAUUUCUUACUUGGCAAUUAAUCAAAGUAACUUCAACAUUGCUACAAGUUUAUACGCAAGUUCUGGAAUACAGCUAAGAAUCAGGAGGAGCGCAAUGAAAUUGUUAAACUUGCUAAUUACGCGAGAUUCUACACCGAGUUGUUUUCCUACGUGGCCAUCAUGUCCGCGAUUUACUUCAUAACCACCGCCAGUGUAGUAACUUUGUACAGCCGUGCGACUACCAACGGUUCCGAUUAUGAUCGCAGAGUACCGUUUGGACACUGGCAUGAACAUAGCUUACAGAUAUUGCCAGGUUGUGAGCUCACUUUCACAUUACAAGCGCUGUCGUUGGUGUUUGUCGGUUCCGCCUUUGGAGGACCGGAUCUCACCGUAAUUUUCAUUUUCAUGCACAUAGCUAGCCAGCUCAGGCUAGUCAGUUACAGGCUAACCAUGAUGAGUAAAAAGCUUUACACUGACAAUGAGCCUACGAGCAUAUUUAUACGUGAGUGGGCGAAGGAUAUGAGAGCAUGCACAGCGCAUCACGCUACAGUGCUCAGCGUGUUCCAGUUCGUGGAGUCUUUGUUGGGGCCAAUCAACUUCAUUCAAUUUCUGGUGGCAGCAGUGGAAAUUUGCUUCGUCGGCUGGGUGAUCAUAGAAACCGACGACGAUCCGGCUAAUCGGAUACAGUUUUUAGUACUACUCGUUGCAGUGAUUAUGCAGCUGCUAAUUGGCUGUUGGUCCGGUGAGGUGAUUAUCCGCGAAAGUACGGAAGUUGCUAGCGUGGUAGCGCUCGACGUUCCUUGGUAUGUAUUACCUGCUUCUAUACAGCGAGAUUUCCAGAUGAUCAUGUUCAGAUCGCAAAAGCAUUGCGAAGUCUUGGCCAUCGACCUUCAAACUAUGUCUCUGAAGAAAAUGUCGAACGUCUGCCGAAAUAAAGAUGCACAUUCAUUUUCUCUAUUUCAGUAACAUUGAAAAUCUAAGUAUUUUUCAGUAGUGGAAAAGUUGAAACAUGAAUAUUUUAAGAUGACUUGAACUUCAUUCAAAUUCGCAAAAUAAAAGCAAGUCAUUAGUAAAAGUUUCAAACAGAAAUGUUCAACAUUAUUUUGUAGUAGAAAGCUCCAAAAGUAGACACUUUGAGUAAGCCUAUAAGUACCACAUUUGGAUGAAAACGAGAAUAAAUGAUGAGAUGUGACUAAACAACGACACGUACAUUGUAAUGUUCUACUUUAUAUUUAUUGCAUUUACAGUAUAAUCAAAUUAUAUGUACACAGAUUAGAUAUCUGGGAGCGCCUCAUUAUUGAUUAUAGAGAUGUGGGUUGUCUAAUAUUAACGCCUAGUUACAAUCAUAUGAUUGGAAGUCUAUUCGACCAGGCAUAAUUCUCCUAGCAGCUUUCUCUAUCUUUCGUGAAACGUUCCUUCUAACCGUUUUCUCAGUCAAUCGAUCGAUAAAGACGAGGCUAUCUUGCACUUUAUGAGUAAACACAUUCGACAUUUUAAUACGUAUUUUGAAGUUAAUUUUUAAAUUAAUAAGUA